UUCAGAAGGCGAGAGAGCCACAGCUGGGUGGGUGUGACUCUUGACUGGACAGAGGCCACAGGACAGUACCUGUGCCCGGGGGACGACUUUGACUGCCUCCUUACCCACCGUGACCCGAGGAGGCAAUGAAUUCUAAGCGGAGAAUGCUGUUCCUGGUUUUGGUUCUUUUAUCCCUGAUGACGGCCAAGCACUACUUCAGGAACUACGGCGUAGAAGAACCUCAGCUGUCAACCUGGUUUAAACCCAAGAAACGCUUGGACGUCACCACCACCACUGACUGGCUGGCCCCCAUCUUGUGGGAAGGCACGUUCAGCACACAGGCCCUGGAGAAGUUCUACAGGAAGCGGAACCUCACUGUGGGCCUGGCUGUCUUUGCUAGAGGCAGGUUUGCUGAUGAGUACCUGGAGGUGUUCUUGCAGUCGGCCAACAAGUACUUCAUGCCCGGCCACAGGGUGGUCUUGUACAUCAUGACCGACGACUACGUCAAGCGGCCCAGCAUGGAGCUCCGCCCACUCUGCACCGUCCAGUUGCUUCUGAUGGAGGAGGAGCAGUGGUGGUCGGACACCGACCUCAUUCGCAUGAAGGUCCUGGGGGAGCACAUCGUGGCGCACAUCCUGGAGGAGGCCGACUUCCUCUUCAGCAUGACGGCCGACCUGGUCUUCCAGGACGACUUUGGGGUGGAGACGCUGGGCACCUCCGUGGCGCAGCUCCACGCCUGGUGGUACUUCAGGAACACCCGGAAUUACCCUUACGAGAGGCGGCCUCAGUCCUCGGCCUACAUCCCGUUCGGACAGGGAGACUUCUUCUACGGCGGCUCCAUCAUUGGGGGCACACCCCAGAGGGUCCUGGACUUCAUCAGGGACUACAUGGAGGGCGUCAUCCACGACCUGAAAAUUGGGCUCAACAGCACCUUCGAAAGGCACCUCAACAAGUUCUUCUUCCUCCACAAGCCCACCAAGCUGCUGUCCCCCGAAUACGGCUGGGACCCCACCUUCAACGCCCCGCCCCAGGUCCACUACGUCAAGGUGGCACUGCACCCCGAGAGGAGCUGAGGGGGCUCCGCGCCCUCAGGACACACUCGCAGGACGCCAAACCUCCCCAUUUAUAGAUCCAAACGCACCCCUCCAGAGGGCUCUUCCUCCUCACGAUGGCAGCUCCUCUGGCUCGGUUGACCUGGGAUGAAGAGUGAGGGUGUGCUGAGUGCUCGUUCACGCAGGCUGCCGUCUGGUGGUGCGGACAACGUGAACAGGCUUUUGACACAGGGAAGGGAACACUCCAGUUCAGAAAAAAGUCUGUUUGCAAAACAGAAAAGUGUUGUUAAAUAAACGUAAA
This is a messenger RNA of Ictidomys tridecemlineatus (thirteen-lined ground squirrel), 1332 nucleotides long. The record is from RefSeq and is a predicted model, not a curated record. NCBI's taxonomy places the organism in Eukaryota, Metazoa, Chordata, Mammalia, Rodentia, Sciuridae.